This is a messenger RNA of Microthlaspi erraticum, 663 nucleotides long. The record is from the annotation of a GenBank genome assembly. NCBI's taxonomy places the organism in Eukaryota, Viridiplantae, Streptophyta, Magnoliopsida, Brassicales, Brassicaceae.
AUGCGAACUCGAUCGAGUCGGUCUACAGAGGACUUGGUCGAGCUAGACACAACGGGUAGAAAGAGGGUUCAGAGGUCACAGAGGGUACAAGAGGAACCUGAGGUGCUUGUUGCUGAUACAAUGGACGUACCAGAGGGGAAUGGAAACCCUUUGGGCAAUGGACUCGGUCGAGCUAGGCAAACUCGACCGAUUGGUCAAGGAGAUGCUCCAAACCGCCACCAACAGAGACAAGGGAUUGUUCCACCACCAGUGCAGAACCACAACUUUGAGAUCAAGCUGGGAAUGAUCAACCUUGUCCAGAACAAGAUGUUCCAUGGAUUGCCAAGUGAAGACCCCAUUGACCACCUUGAUGAGUUUGAUAGGCUUUGUGAUUUGACAAAGAUCAAUGGUGUCUCUGAAGAUGCCAUCAAGCUGAGACUCUUUCCUAUGUCUCUAGCUGACAAAGCUCACCAAUGGGAGAAGAGCUUGCCCCAUGGCACAAUCACCACUUGGGAUGAAUGCAAGAAGGCCUUUCUUGCUAAGUUUUUCUCCACCGGUCGCACAGCCAAGCUUAGAGGAGAGAUAUCCAGCUUCAUCCAGCGAAACAAUGAGACAUUCGCAGAGGCUUGGGAGAGGUUCAAAGGGCUACACAAGUCAGUGCCCACACCAUGGAUUCAACAAUGA